Messenger RNA from Salvelinus namaycush (lake trout), 897 nucleotides. Its product is annotated as extensin-like. NCBI's taxonomy places the organism in Eukaryota, Metazoa, Chordata, Actinopteri, Salmoniformes, Salmonidae. The coding region runs from base 1 to 897 and encodes 298 amino acids. The record is from RefSeq and is a predicted model, not a curated record. The transcript has 3 exons.
AUGACGUCAAAACCGGCCACUAGGGGCAACGCCCCCUCCCUUCAGACCCCUCCCUUCAGCCCCCGGUCCCCUCCCUUCAGCCCCCUCCCUUCAGCCCCCUCCCUUCAGCCCCCGGUCCCCUCCCUUCAGACCCCUCCCUUCAGCCCCCGGUCCCCUCCCUUCAGCCCCCUCCCUUCAGACCCCAGACCCCUCCCUUCAGACCCCUCCCUUCAGACCCCGGUCCCCUCCCUUCAGACCCCAGACCCCUCCCUUCAGACCCCUCCCUUCAGCCCCCUGCCCCCUCCCUUCAGACCCCUGCCCCCUCCCUUCAGACCCCUCCCUUCAGCCCCCUCCCUUCAGACCCCUCCCUUCAGACCCCCGGUCCCCUCUCUUCAGACCCCUGCCCCCUCCCUUCAGCCCCCUCCCUUCAGACCCCUGUCCCCUCCCUUCAGCCCCCUCCCUUCAGACCCCUGUCCCCUCCCUUCAGACCCCUCUCUUCAGACCCCUCCCUUCAGCCCCCGGUCCCCUCCCUUCAGCCCCCUCCCUUCAGACCCCUCCCUUCAGCCCCCGGUCCCCUCCCUUCAGCCCCCUCCCUUCAGACCCCAGACCCCUCUCUUCAGCCUCCUGCCCCCUCCCUUCAGCCCCCUCUGUUCAGCCCCCUGCCCCCUCCCUUCAGCGUGUAUUUUUAGACCUCUGGUCAUCCCCGGCCUAGACAUGGUGUCCCCCCCAAACCCCAACGCAGCCUCUGGUCAUCCCCGGCUAGACAUGGUGUCCCCCCAAACCCCAACGCAGCCUCUGGUCAUCCCCGGCCUAGACAUGGUGUCCCCCCCAAACUCCAACGCAGCCUCUGGUACUCCCCGGCCUAGACAUGGUGUCCCCCCCAAACCCCAACGCAGCCUCUGGUCAUCCCCGGCCUAG